AUGGCGAGCUUUAGAGACCUCUACAGCAAUGAGAAGACCAAGGGUCUGGACUCCAACUUUGGUGUCGACUUUGUGAUCAACUACAAGAUCCCGCAAGAUGACCGAGCCGAUGCCGAAGCGAGUUUCGUCCAGCUCAUCGAGGCCCUGACCCAUGUCGGCCUGACCACCGAGGUCCGGAGAGGAGACAAGGAGUCCGUCCUUGUCUUCAUCAAGAUCGCCGAUAAGUUUCUCGACGACCAGGUCUACCGAUCUCGACUCCAAGACUGGCUCCAGGGCGCCCGAACCACAAGCUCCGACAAGGACCUUUCCCAGGCCCUCCGCGAUGAGCCCGUCUCCGACGCCGAGCGCCUGCGCCUCGUAUACCUGCUGAUGGUGAAGCCCAAAAACGAGGGUGGCGCGGGCAUUACGCCACAGUCGGGCCGCUGGAAGCACGUCGACAGCAUCUUCCCGCUGCAUAACCAUGCCUUCAACAAGCAGUGGAUUAAGAGGGUGAGUACAAAGGGACAGACCGACGAGGCCGAUCUCGACGAGAUCCGCGACAAGUUCGGCGAGAGCGUCGCUUUCUACUUUGCCUUCAUGCACACCUACUUCAAGUUCCUCACCGUCCCCGCCGCUGCUGGUUUCGCCGCUUGGGUGCUCCUCGGCCAGUUCUCUUGGCUUUACGCCCUCGUCAGCUGCUUGUGGUCUGUUGUCUUCUUUGAGUUCUGGAAGAAGAAAGAGGUCGACCUGGCCGUGCAGUGGGGCGUCCGUGGCGUUUCCAACAUCCAGCACCCCCGUCCACAAUUCGAGUUCGAGCGCCAGGCGGAGGACCCCGUCACUGGAGAGCCUGUCAAGAUCUAUUCGCCUAUCAAGCGCCUGCAGACGCAGCUGUUACAGAUUCCCUUCGCGGCGGCCUGCAUCUUGGUGCUUGGAACCCUCAUCGUGACCUGCAAUUCGCUGGAGAUUUUCAUCAAUGAGGUGUAUAACGGGCCGUUCCAGUCGUACCUCGCGUUCCUCCCAACCAUCAUCUUGGUUAUCAUGACGCCGACUUUCUCUACCGUGCUCACAAAGUUCGCGACGAGACUCACUGAAAUGGAGAACUAUGAGACGAUCGAUGCACACCACGCGGCUUUGAUCCAGAAGGAGUUCGUAUUGAACUUCCUAACCUCCUAUAUGGCUCUGUUCUUUACCACCUUCGUCUACCUACCUUUUGGUGAUCGUCUCACCCCCUACCUCGACUUCUGGCGGUCUACUGCACAGAAGAUCACCCCGAAGGAUGUAAACUUCCAGACUCAGGAAUUCGUCAUCAACCCCGAUCGAAUUAGCAAGCAGAUGUUUUACUUCACUGUGACCGCUCAAGUGGUCAAUUUCCUUACCGAGGUUAUCGUGCCUUACGUCAAGCGCCAGGUCUCCCAGGAGGUCAGAGAAGUGCAGUCAAAGAUGUCAAAGGAGGGCGACGCUGCCAAGAUCCAGGAUCACCCCGAAGAAGCCGCUUUCUUGGAGCGAGUGAGAAAAGAAGCCCAGCUCGAGACAUACGACGUCACCGGCGACUACCGAGAAAUGGUUAUUCAGUUUGGCUAUCUUUCCCUCUUUUCCGUAGCCUGGCCCCUGGCGGCCUGCUGUUUCCUGGUCAACAACUGGGUCGAGAUGAGAUCCGAUGCAGUCAAGAUUGCCAUCAGCAGCAGAAGACCCAUCCCGUGGCGCGCAGACUCGAUAGGCCCUUGGCUCAAUGCUCUCGGCUUCUUGUCCUGGAUGGGGAGCAUCACCAGCGCCUCGAUUGUCUUCCUCUGCAGCUCCAGUGGCAAGGGUAGUGGGCCGCGUGGCACCCCUGGCAGCAUCCAAGCAUGGGGCUUGCUCUUGAGUGUCCUCUUGGCCGAGCACUUCUACUUUGCUGCGCAGUUCAUUGUUCGGCUUGUUAUGAAGAAGUUGGACAGCCCUGGCUUGCAGAAGGAGAAGAAGGAGCGGUUCAUGAUGAAGAAGAGGCUUCUCGAGGAGAACCUGGGUCAAGGCGUUUCGGACCAAGCCGCCACUCCUGGUAUCGAGAAGACAGAGAUGAUCACGUUGAAGGCUUUGGAGGAAGAAGCUCGCAGACUCUCAACUCAAGGUCAUGGGAGCGCCGAGGAAGCGUAA
Molecule: messenger RNA, 2109 nt
Organism: Colletotrichum spaethianum
Lineage: Eukaryota; Fungi; Ascomycota; Sordariomycetes; Glomerellales; Glomerellaceae
Exons: 3
Coding region: 1-2109 (702 amino acids)
Biological process (GO): chloride transmembrane transport
Cellular component (GO): cortical endoplasmic reticulum
Molecular function (GO): chloride channel activity
Source: RefSeq, a predicted model, not a curated record